This is a messenger RNA of Symbiodinium sp. CCMP2592, 6249 nucleotides long. The record is from the annotation of a GenBank genome assembly. Lineage: Eukaryota; Dinophyceae; Suessiales; Symbiodiniaceae.
AUGUCCGUGGUGAGCGUCCGCAAGUCAGAGGUCCGGUGGGGCCAGAAGGUGACCGUCCGCUGCCGCUUGCCGCCUUCCUUGAUCGAGAACCGGCCCAUGCAGCCUUCAAAGACCAAGCUCGCGGCUAAACUGAUAGUUUUGGAUGCGGAGCACUGCGUGGAAAGCGAGAUCCAGCCGGAGCAGGUUGUGGCAAGGAGGAAGCUGAGUUCCAAGUUCCAAUGUGCGCCGGAAGUCAAGAUGAAGGUGACAACUCGAGUUCAGAAGGCCAAAGUCCAUUUCACUCCGCGUGUGUGCUUCGAAGAUGACGACGGAGUUUGGAGGGGCACGGCCCUGGUAUGCCUGGUGGUGAUGAACUCCAUCCUUGGCAGAGGAUAUUGGAUCCUGGCAGGAUUUGCCAGGAUUCGUGUCAUCGUGAAAGAUGUGGCAGCUUUGUCAAUAUUGCUGAACACAAUCCUUCUGACUCCAGUCUUCCCUGUCACCUCGUCAGCCUCCCUUCCUAUCAUCAUCCCAACGAUGAGCUGUUUUUGUCCAUACGUGCGCGUUGUCGCAGCUGGCAGUGGACACUUCGCGCGUCGGGACACGGAAUCUAAGGUGAGGGGGAUGCUUCACGAGAUGCCGGAUUCCAGCUACAGCUUGACUGAGCAGGAGUCAAUCCUGCCAAGAUCACAGUCCCUCGGAGCACACUUCGCCGAGAAAUUGCUGCGAGCAAACUGGCCAGGUGAUGCGAGUUGGGUUCACACGAUGCAGUAUGCAAGCUACAGCUUGACAGUGCUGGAAUCAACCCUGCCGCCAUCACGGUUGUUCGGGGCACGCUAUCCUGAUAACCUGCUACAAGCAGACUGGCCAAGUGAUGCGAGUUGGGUUCACGAGAUGCAGUAUGCGAGCUACAGCUUGACAGCGCUGGAAUCAACCCUGCCGCCAUCACGGUUGCUCGGGGCAUGCUAUCCUGACAAGCUGCUGCAAGCAGACUGGCCAAGUGAUGCGAGUUGGGUUCACCAAAUGCUGGAUUCCGGCAACAGUUUGACUGUGCUGGAAUUCACCCUGCCAGCAUCACGCCUGUUCGGGGCACGUUAUCCUGACAAGCUCCUGCGAACAGACUGGCCAAGUGAUGCGAGCUGGGUGCACGAGAUUCUAGAUUCGACAUGCAGCUUGACUGUGCAGGAGCCAACCCUGCCGGCAUCACGGUUGCUUGGGGCAUACUACCCUGAAGCUUUUGCACGAGCAGACUGGCCCAGUGAUGCGAGUUGGGUUCACGAGAUGCUUGAUUUUACUGGCAGUUUGACUGUGGAGGAGGUAGCCUUGCCACGACCACGGAUGCUCGAGGCACGCUAUCCUGACAAGCUGCUGCGAACAGACUGGCCAAGUGAUGCGAGUUGGGUUCACGAGAUGCUGGAUUCCGGCAACAGUUUGACUGUGCUGGAAUUCACCCUGCCAGCAUCACGGUUGUUCGGGGCACGUUAUCCUGACAAGCUGCUGCGAAGAGACUGGCCAAGGGAUGCGAGUUGGGCUGACGAGAUUCAAGAUUCCACAUGCAGCUUGACUGUGCAGGAGCCAACCCUGCCGGCAUCACGGUUGCUUGGGGCAUACUACCCUGAAGCUUUUGCACGAGCAGACUGGCCCAGUGAUGCGAGUUGGGUUCACGAGAUGCUUGAUUUCACUAGCAGUUUGACUGUGGAGGAGGUAGCCUUGCCACGACCACGGAUGCUCGAGGCACGCUAUCCUGACAAGCUGCUGCGAACAGACUGGCCAAGUGAUGCGAGUUGGGUUCACGAGAUGCUGGAUUCCGGCAACAGUUUGACUGUGCUGGAAUUCACACUGCCAGCAUCACGGUUGUCCGGGGCACGUUAUCCUGACAAGCUGCUGCGAAGAGACUGGCCAAGGGAUGUGAGUUGGGCUGACGAGAUUCAAGAUUCCACAUGCAGCUUGACUGUGCAGGAGCCAACCCUGCCGGCAUCACGGUUGCUUGGGGCAUACUACCCUGAAGCUUUUGCACGAGCAGACUGGCCCAGUGAUGCGAGUUGGGUUCACGAGAUGCUUGAUUUCACUAGCAGUUUGACUGUGGAGGAGGUAGCCUUGCCACGGCCACGGUUGCUCGAGGCACGCUCAACUGAAAGGUUGCUGCGAUCAGACUGGCUAGUUGAUGUGAGUUGGAUUCACGAGAUGCUGGAUUCCACCUGCAGCUUGACAGUACAGGAGACAACCAUGCCACGAUUACGAUUGCUCGAUGCACACAGUUCUGAUAUGCCGCUGCUUGCAGACUGGUCGAUUGAGAUUUGCAUUCACGAGAUGAUGGAUUCUGGCAAAAGUUUGACUGUCCUGGAAUCCACCCUGCCAGCAUCACGGUUGCUCGGGGCACGCUAUCCUGACAAGCUGCUACAAGCAGAAUGGCCAAGUGAUGCGAGUUGGGUUCACGAGAUGCAGCAUGCGAGCUACAGCUUGACAGUGCUGGAAUCAACCCUGCCGUCAUCACGGUUGCUGGGGGCAGGCUAUCCUGACAAGCUUCUGCAAGCAGACUGGCCAAGUGAUGCGAGUUGGGUUCACGAGAUGCUGGAUUCCGGCAACAGUUUGACUGUGCUGGAAUCAAUACUGCCAGCAUCACGGUUGUUCGGGGCGCGCUAUUCUGCCAAGCUGCUGCAAGCAGAGUGGCCGAGUGAUGCGAGUUGGGUUCAAGAGAUGCUGGAUUCCGGCAACAGUUUGACUGUGCUGGAAUCCACCCUGCCGCCAUCACGGUUGCUCGGGGCACGCUAUCCUGACAAGCUGCUACAAGCAGACUGGCCCAGAGAUGCCAGUUGGGUUCACGAGAUGCUGGAUUUCAGCUGCAGCGUGACAGUGCAGGAGUUAACCUUUCCACCAUCGCAGUUGCUCGGAGCACACUGUACCGAAAAGUUGCUUCGAGCGUUCUGGCCGAGAGAUGCAAGUUGGGUUCACGAGAUGCUGGAUUCCACUCACAGCCUGACUGUGCAGCAGUCAACUCUGACACCACCACGCUUGCUCGGGGCACAAUAUUCUGACAAGCUGCUGCGAGCAGACUGGCCCAGUGAUGCGAGCUGGGUUCACGAGAUUCUAGAUUCCACAUGCAGCUUGACUGUGCAGGAACCAACCCUGCCAGCAUCACGGUUGCUCUGGGUAUAUUGUUUUGAAAGAGUGCUGCGAGAAGCUUGGCCGAGAGAUGCGAGUUGGGUUCACGAGAUGCUGGAUUCCAGCUGCAGCUUGACAGUGCAGGAGUCAACCCGUUUAUCAUUACGCUUGCCGGGGGCGGCCCAUCCCGACAAGCUGCUGCGAGCAGACCGGCCAAGUGAUACUAAGUGGGUUCGCGAGAUGCAGGAUUCCAGCUACAAUCCCACCCGACCGGAAUCAAUCCCGCCACCAGGGGCGGCCCAGCCCGACAAGCUGUUGCGAGCAGACUGGCUAAGUGAAACCAGUUGGUUUCACGAGAUGUUGGAUUCCACCUGCAGCUUGAUGGUGCUGGAAUCGACAUCCAGCUUAACGGUUCUGACGCGGAAGGUUUCCUCAUCGAGAUCGUUGAUCACAUGGCGCACUGAACUGCUGUCGCAAGACUGGCCAAGCGACAGCUCCAUUCAUGGGAUGCUGGAUUUGGCACACAGCUUUACAGCAAUACAGCCAACGCUGCCGGGCUUCCGGAAAUUGGCACCAGGGUUCAGCCAGCCCCUCUUGAACAGUGCGAUGUCCGGAACCGUUCUCGCUCGAUGUCGAGCAGAUGGAGAAGAUCUCAAAGUCUCCUUCAUGUGUAGCCGCUGGCUUCCUUAUGGUGCAUCGGCCUAUCCUUCUUGGUACGUCGACUUGUACAAACUCGCCACCAGCCAGGGCCGCAGGGGUAUUUUGCAGCAGAGUUCGGGUGUUUGUGUGGCGGACCAGGUAUCCCGGUCUCUAAGCAUGAACGUUGGCUUUGGAGCCUUCCUGAGACGGCCGGCAAAGGCUAGUGCCGGUGAUGAUACAGAUGGCGAUGGCGGUCUUGCUAUGGAACUGCUGGUGAAUGACAGCCUUGUGAGAAGAGCAGCAUUUCCCACACAAAUCAAGAUGCUUGCACCGCUGCUUGACGUUCAGUACAUGGAAUGCACCGUUAUGUCCGUGGUAAGUGUCCGCGAGUCAGAGGUCCGGUGGGGCCAGAAGGUGACCGUCCACUGCCGCUUGCCUCCUUCCUUGAUCGAAAAACAGCCCAUGCAGCCUUCCACGACCAAGUUCGCUGCUAAGCUGGCAGUCCUGGACGCAGAGCACUGCAUUCAAAGCCGGAUCCAGCCCGAGCAGGUUGUGGUGAGGAGGAAGCUAACUUCCAAGUUCCGAUGUGCGCCGGAAGUCAAGAUGAAGGUGACAACUCGAGUUCAGAAGGCCAAAGUCCAGCUCACUCCGAACGUGUAUUUCGAAUAUGACGACGGAACUUCGAGGGGCACAGCCCUGGUAUGCCUGGUGGUGAUGAACUCCAUCCUUGGCAGGAGAUAUUGGAUCCUAGCAGGAUUUGCGAAGAUUCGUGUCAUCGUGAAAGAUGUGGCGAGGAUGCUUCAGGAGAUGCCGGAUUCCAGCAGAAGCUUGACCGUGCAGGAGUCAACCCUGCCAGCAUCACGGUUGCUCGGGGCACGUUAUCCUGACAAGAUGCUGCGAACAGACUGGCCAAGUGAUGCGAGUUGGGUUCGCGAGAUGCUGGAUUGCACCUGCAGCUUGACGGUGCUGGAAUCAACCCUGCCAGCAUCACGAUUGUUCGGGGCACGUUAUCCUGACAAGAUGCUGCGAACAGACUGGCCAAGUGAUGCGAGUUGGGUUCACGAGAUGCUGGAUUCCACCUGCAGCUUGACGGUGCUGGAAUCAACCCUGCCAGCAUCACGAUUGUUCGGGGCACGUUAUCCUGACAAGCUGCUGCGAACAGACUGGCCAAGUGAUGCGAGUUGGGUUCACGAGAUGCUGGAUUCCACCUGCAGCUUGACGGUGCUGGAAUCAACCCUGCCAGCAUCACGGUUGCUCGGGGCACGUUAUCCUGACAAGCUGCUGCGAACAGACUGGCCAAGUGAUGCGAGUUGGGUUCACGAGAUGCUGGAUUCCACCUGCAGCUUGACGGUGCUGGAAUCAACCCUGCCAGCAUCACGGUUGCUCGGGGCACGUUAUCCUGACAAGCUGCUGCGAACAGACUGGCCAGGUGAUGCGAGUUGGGUUCGCGAGAUGCAGGAUUUUACCACUGCACCAGAAUCAACCCCCAGUCACGACCCGGACAAGCUGCUGCGAGCAGACCGGCCAAGUGGUGCCAGCCACAGCCCCACUGGACCAGAAUCAACACCCCGUCACGACCCGGACAAGCUGCCAGACCGGCCAAGUGGUGCCAGGCGGGUUCGCAAGAUGCAGGAUGCCAGGCACAGCCCCACUGCACCAGAAUCAACACCCCGUCACGACCCGGACAAGCUGCUGCGAGCAGACCGGCCAAGUGGUGCCAGGCGGGUUCGCAAGAUGCAGGAUGCCAGCCACAGCCCCACUGCACCAGAAUCAACACCCCGUCACGACCCGGACAAGCUGCUGCGAGCAGACCGGCCAAGUGAUGCUAAGUGGGUUCGCGAGAUGCAGGAUUCCAGCUACAGUCCCGCGGCAUCAGAAUCAACCCCACCACCACGACGCUCGCCGGGGGCGGCCCAUCCCGACAAGCUGCUGCGAGCAGACCGGCCAAGUGAUACUAAGUGGGUUCGCGAGAUGCAGGAUUCCAGCUACAAUCCCACCCGACCGGAAUCAAUCCCGCCACCAGGGGCGGCCCAGCCCGACAAGCUGUUGCGAGCAGACUGGCUAAGUGAAACCAGUUGGUUUCACGAGAUGUUGGAUUCCACCUGCAGCUUGAUGGUGCUGGAAUCGACAUCCAGCUUAACGGUUCUGACGCGGAAGGUUUCCUCAUCGAGAUCGUUGAUCACAUGGCGCACUGAACUGCUGUCGCAAGACUGGCCAAGCGACAGCUCCAUUCAUGGGAUGCUGGAUUUGGCACACAGCUUUACAGCAAUACAGCCAACGCUGCCGGGCUUCCGGAAAUUGGCACCAGGGUUCAGCCAGCCCCUCUUGAACAGUUCUUGGGAUAGGGAGAAGGCUCUCCACUGUUGUUCAUGCUGCUGGGAAGUGCGAUGUCCGGAGCCGUUCUCGCUCGAUGUCGAGCAGAUGGAGAAGAUCUCAAAGUCUCCUUCGUGCUGCUGCAUAGCGCUUCUCUUCCUGGUCUUGCUUGCUGUGGCUGUCGUCCUGACCAUCUUCUAUGCGUCUGGGAGCAGAUGA